Messenger RNA from Asparagus officinalis (garden asparagus), 606 nucleotides. RefSeq lists its product as uncharacterized. NCBI's taxonomy places the organism in Eukaryota, Viridiplantae, Streptophyta, Magnoliopsida, Asparagales, Asparagaceae. Bases 1 to 606 code for a protein of 201 amino acids. The record is from RefSeq and is a predicted model, not a curated record. The transcript is spliced from 5 exons.
AUGCAAUCAGAGGAAGAAUUCACUGAAGUCAGCAAUCCGACAGUUGACACGACUGAUAUGUUAGAAGAUAUUCUUGCAGCGCCGUCGAUGACAAAAGGAUUACGUAAGAGAGCGCUUGAGAGAGUUUUUGGUAGACAUUCUGGAGGCGACGUACAUGGCUCUACGUCAGGCCGCAUCGCUGCUACACAUGACGGGCCGCCACAGGACACAGGACGAGGAGAUGCUCCACCUGAUGCGGAGACACUCGUUGAUCCUGCCCAGCAUGCAGAGAUGCCGCCGUCGCCUCCUCAGGCUGCAGAUGUAUUGGAGGAGCGCCGAUAUGAGCCAUAUAGCGCAGCUGUAGAAGCUGCGCCACUACCGCCGGAUUCUAUUCCGGAUCAGCGAGCCCACGACCCGGCCAAGGUGAAGGAGGAUUGGGAUGCUUAUCAUGAUUUGCGACUUAUCGCACAGCAGAGGUAUGAACAAGCAAGGCGUAGAUGCCUCGAAUUGAAAGGUACCGAGCGACCUACUAGGCGCGGCCGCAGUAGUACCAAGCCACAGAACCUCGUCCCAGAUAUUCGUCGGAGGGCCGUGAUCCGAUGGGAGAACGGCGUGCCUGAGACAUGA